Messenger RNA from Rhodofomes roseus, 1011 nucleotides. RefSeq lists its product as uncharacterized. The coding region runs from base 1 to 1011 and encodes 336 amino acids. The transcript is spliced from 10 exons. NCBI's taxonomy places the organism in Eukaryota, Fungi, Basidiomycota, Agaricomycetes, Polyporales, Fomitopsidaceae. The record is from RefSeq and is a predicted model, not a curated record.
AUGUCGGUCUCCGCAAGCGACCUCCAAGCCUUGGAGGUAUCCAAAUACCUCGCAGGUGUUGGAGUCACGCUUGUCCUCUACGACCACCUACUGAACUUGCCGCGGGAGAUCCAGUAUGUAUGGCAAGAGCCGCCUCUCUUCUUGGCGAUAUGUGUGCUCGCCGAUGUCUAUCUGAGGGAGGCAGGCCUCAUUUACUUCGCCGUCGUACUGAGUGGUAUCGCACCUAUGGAUCGGAAUAUCGCCUUGACUUCGCUUAUGGGCGCCCUCGGCGACAGGUGUGCUUCAUUCACCAUAUUCGCCGUCGUAUAUGGUCUUUUCAGUAAUGCCUCAGUUCAUUCUUACAUCCUCUUUCGAUUGUAUCGAAUAUGGGACGACCGAAAAUUCGUGAAAUACGUCCUCGGAGUAGCUUUCUUCAUAUGCAUGGCUGGAACCAUCGUAUCCGACGGCUAUGUUCUGAAGCAGCUUACUGCGGAGGUGCAGUACGUGCAUUUCGAUUCCGUUUAUCCGGCCGCGACAUGUGUCUUCCCGAAGAAAUCUUGGUAUCUUAUUGGAUCGUGGGCCGGGAUGGUCGCGUUCGAUUUGUUCGCAUUGUCCAUGGUGCUUCUGAGUUCUCUGAUGACCCCACGGAGACCGAACACUGCCAUCGUUGGUGUCCUAUACAAGCAAGGCUUCUACACAUUUCUUGUGCGCAUUUCUACUACUACGGCUGUCAAGGUUGCUGCCAACAAUCUUUGGUUCGGCGGCGUAUACUUUGCUCAUGCCACCGUAAGCAGUGCCAUCUAUUCCGGUGCUAUCUCUACCAUGUAUAUAACUUCAUCACCCAGGAUAACUUGGGCGUUGGACGGCAUCCUCAGCUUUCGACUGUUCCUCAAGAUCAAGCAAGUCGAGAACAGUUCAAGACGACACUGGUCCAAGUACGAUGCGGGUUCGCGGAAUCGUAGUCACUUGCACAUCGGGCCUCAGCUCCCAACUAUCCUGGUUUUUGAGGAGAUCGAAAUGGACCUGAAGUAG